AAGAGAUAAGGGAUGGAGUGGCGUCCCCCAACAAAUCCACUCAUCAUAUAAUUAAACGCAUUGCUUAGACGCAUUCUCCCUCUCUGACCAUAAAAAUCAAGUUAAUUCCAAGACACACAUCCAUUUCUCUCUCUCUUUCUCUACAGCAGCCCCCUUUCAUUUGCAGCGAAAAGUGAUAAAGGAGAAGGGGAAAUCGAGAAGGAAAUAGCAGGAAAAACAGGUCCUUUUGUUGUUUUUCUUGCUUUUUGACAUCUUUUGGGGAUUGGGUUCUCGUAAAGUCAGAGACUUGGGGUGCCUUUCUCUUGUAGUGAGGAGGUAGAAAGACCCAGUUGCUGUUUGUUCUUGUUUCUGCGUUUCCUGGGUUGGGAAUUGGGAGGAAAAAGGUGGGGAGAUGGAGAUGAUGUAUUAUCAGUUGACCAAGUACUCUUAUCAGGACUCUUUGAAAGUGCUGGAGGCUGACAUACUGCACGCAAAUGCUCUGGCUAAAGACGUAUGCUUUGGCAUAAGGGCAUUAUUUCUUUACGAGUACUUUGAGCAAGAUUUGACUCUGUUCUGGCUUUUGGGGUUUUAGGGCUGCUUCCAUUCCAAGAGCCAAAGGUGGUGCACAUCUUCAGAUGAAAUUGGUGUACAAUCAUUUGGCUCCACUCUUUCUAUUUUUGCUACAAUGGAUGGAUUGUUCAUGCGCCUGUUUACUCCCUGGAUAUCUAAGCCUUUUUCACAUACUUGUAUACAAGGUACAUGCAGAUGGUAGAUCAAACCUGUCUAGACAUGGGAGAAAGGCAACAAUUAGAGAAUUUUAUGGUGUGAUAUUACCAUCUCUUCAACGGCUUCACAGUAACAUGGGGGAAUUGGAUGAUGACAAGGCAGAGAGUUCUAACAAAAAAAGAAUCAAAUUAGAUAGUAGAUUUAGUGAUACUGAAUUGGAGAGAGAAGAUGAAUGUGGGAUAUGCUUGGAGCCUUGCACCAAAAUGGUCUUGCCCAAUUGCUGCCAUGCAAUGUGCAUCAGAUGCUAUCGCAACUGGAACACAAAAUCGGAGUCCUGCCCUUUCUGCCGUGGUAGCAUAAAAAGAGUUAAUUCUGAAGAUUUAUGGGUGCUUACUUGUAAUGAUGAUGUGGUGGACCAUAAAACAGUUUCAAAGGAGGACCUAUUGCGUUUCUACCUCUAUAUCAACAGCCUUCCAAAAGAUUACCCAGAUGCCCUUUUCUUAGUGUAUUAUGAGUACCUAAUUUGAUUUUAAGUGUUUAAGAAAAUGGUGUAUAGAUAGAACAAGCCGACCAUCAAGUGUAAAUAGAGUCUGGAAAGAAGGUUCUCCCUGAUUCUUAUGGAACACGAGCGUACUUAUCGGUGGAAGAAUUCCUCCAUUAAUCAAAUUACUCAUUUCUUAAACUUGACUGUAUGCUUUGCAGUUUACUUGUCUACAUUUUGAAAGCUCUGCAAUAAUUUAUUAGCUAGUAUUUCUUAGAAGUUUAAAUUGUUGGACUGACUGGACUGGACUGACAAAGUCCUGUUAGAACCUUCCUAGGUUGACCCUUGUAGAGGGUUACUAUCUUGUUUGAAGGGUUCAAGCUCCCAACUUGCCAUAUAUGCUAGAAUGUGUUCUCUUUAUAGUCAAUGAAGGGUGGUAAUAUGA
This is a messenger RNA of Rubroshorea leprosula, 1631 nucleotides long. The record is from the annotation of a GenBank genome assembly. NCBI's taxonomy places the organism in Eukaryota, Viridiplantae, Streptophyta, Magnoliopsida, Malvales, Dipterocarpaceae.